AUGGGGAACAUCUGCGGCGGGAAGGAUCGGGUGGCCGAGGAUUUUAGGCCGUCUAGCCCAGGGACGACAAUGACCUCCAAGACGAGCGGCAGCAUAACCACCAGCCAGAGCACCACGGGGAAACUCUCCUCCGUGAGCAGCAGCUUCAUGGCGUCCGCCGGCAGCCGCAGCACCAGCGGCGGGUUCGUCGACGAGGGGGCCAAGUACCCCGACGGCCAGAUCCUGGAGGCGCCCAACCUCCGCACCUUCACAUUCAUGGAGCUCAAGACGGCCACCAAGAACUUCCGGCCGGACAGCGUCCUCGGUGAAGGGGGGUUCGGGAGAGUCUACAAAGGGUGGGUGGAUGAGAAGACCAUGGCCCCGACCAGGAACGGCACCGGCAUAGUUGUUGCCGUCAAGAAGCUCAAUUCGGAGAGCAUGCAGGGCUACGAGGAAUGGCAGUCGGAGAUAAAUUUUCAAGGAAGGCUCUCCCAUCCGAACCUAGUGAAGCUCUUGGGCUACUGCUGGGAGGACAAGGAACUUCUUCUCGUGUAUGAAUUCAUGGCCAAAGGGAGCUUGGAAAACCAUCUAUUCAGGAGAGGAUGCGCCCCGCUGUCUUGGGAACUGAGGCUGAAGAUAGCCAUUGGUGCAGCUCGAGGACUUGCAUUCUUGCACGCAUCAGAAAAGCAAGUAAUCUACCGUGAUUUCAAAGCGUCUAACAUCCUUUUAGAUGCGAACUAUAACGCAAAGCUCUCUGAUUUUGGCCUUGCCAAGCUUGGGCCAACUGGUAGCAACUCACAUAUCACAACCAGGGUGAUGGGAACAUAUGGCUAUGCAGCUCCAGAGUACAUAGCAACCGGCCAUUUGUACGUGAAGAGCGACGUGUACGGCUUCGGCGUGGUGAUGCUGGAGAUGCUGUCCGGGCAGCGGGCACUGGACCCGAACCGUCCGAGCGGGCAGCUGAGCCUGGCCGACUGGACGAAAGCCGUACCUGGCCGACCGCCGGAAGCUGGCCCGGCUCAUGGACCCGCGGUUCGAGGGGCAGUACAACUCGAAGCAGGCGUUCCAGGCGGCACAGCUGACGCUCAACUGCCUGGCCGGCGAGCCCCGGAGCCGGCCGUCGAUGAAGGAGGUGGUGGAGACGCUGGAGCAGAUCGAGUCGAUGAAGAGCCGGGCGCGGGAGGCACGCGGCGGCGGAUCGUCGCGGGACCGGCACCACGGCCGCACCGGCGCGGCGCACCAGCGGUCGCCGCGCGCCAGUGGCGAGCCCCGCGGCCGUGGCGCGUCCAGGGCCGCCAAUGGCCACGCCGGCAGGGCUGCGCGGUGACACUACUCCGGCAGUGA
Messenger RNA from Miscanthus lutarioriparius, 1323 nucleotides. The record is from the annotation of a GenBank genome assembly. NCBI's taxonomy places the organism in Eukaryota, Viridiplantae, Streptophyta, Magnoliopsida, Poales, Poaceae.